This is a messenger RNA of Columba livia (rock pigeon), 2551 nucleotides long. RefSeq names its product nucleoredoxin like 1 (gene NXNL1). The record is from RefSeq and is a predicted model, not a curated record. Bases 748 to 1350 code for a protein of 200 amino acids. Gene Ontology annotation, biological process: photoreceptor cell maintenance. Lineage: Eukaryota; Metazoa; Chordata; Aves; Columbiformes; Columbidae. Gene Ontology annotation, cellular component: mitochondrion. The transcript has 2 exons.
CGGUGCCGCCCCCCCCGCCCCCGCGGUGUCACCCCGGCCGGACGCUGCUGUGGCCCCGGGACUGACGGAACCUUGUGGGGGGGUCUCUGUCCUCCCGGGGUAUAACGGGCGGUUGGGAAUCCGUCGUUCGUGUCCGUACCGGCACGGCGUGGCGCCCGCACACUCGCCACGGGCGCUGCCCACGUUCCGGGACCGGAGCUGCCCAUGUUCCCACGACCCACAACACGCACACCCGGGUGGGGCCCCGGACCGGCACUACCCGGCACGCACGCCCGGUUUACGCACGGCCUGGGGCCGGCACCGACCGGGGCCCCCCAGCCCCGGGACCGGCACCGACUGGGACCCCACGGCCCCGGGAACGACACCGACCGGGACACCCCAGACCCCGGACCCGCACCGACCGGGACCCCCCCCAGUCCCGGGACCACGCAGGACGGAUGCAGCCGAGUUCCCACAACCCGUGACCGGCAUUGCCCACGUUCCCUUGUCCCCGAACAUUCCCCCGCGGGGACCCCGUGCCCGGCACCGACCGGGACCGGCGCUGCCCACGUUCCCCCGGCCCCGCACAUCCCGCCCCCCCGGGGGACUCCGGCGCCGCCCCCCGGUGCUGCCGUCCCCGGUUAAGCCGAUUACCGGCUGCUCCGGGCAAAUCCGUGCUCAUUAACCCCAGAUCGGAGCCUCCCGGGGGGGACUCGAGGGGGCUCCGCACCCCUUCCCACCACCGACCACCCCCCGAACCCCCCACCCAUGGCCGCCUUAUUCACCGGGAAGGUCCUGCUGGCCAACCGGGAGCGGGACGAGCUGGACACGGAGCGGGAGCUGCAGCGGGCGCUGGACAACAAGGUGCUGCUGCUGUUCUUCGGGUCGGCGCGGUGCCCGCGCUGCCGCCGCUUCGCCCCGCUGCUCCGCGACUUCUUCCUCCGCCUCACCGACCAGUUCUACGUGGAACGGGCGGCCCAGCUGGGCCUGGUCUAUGUGUCCCGGGACGACACGGAGGAGCAGCAGAGCCGCUUCCUCAGGACCAUGCCCAAGCGCUGGCUGGCGCUGCCCUUCGGGGACGCCUUCAACAGGGAGCUGGAGCUGCGCUUCGCCGUGUCCGAGCUGCCGGCCGUGGUGGUGCUGAAACCCAACGGGGACGUGAUCGCCGAAAACGCCGUGGACGAGAUCCGGAUCGCGGGUCCCGCGUGCUUCCGAAACUGGCAGGAGGCGGCCGAGCUGGUGGAUCGGAACUUCCUGCUGGCCGAGGAUCAAGAGGGAUGGAGCAGGAGGAGCCUCACCGACCCCCUGCGCCGCAUCAAGUACAAGGAGACGAAGCAAGACGAGGAAGAGGAGGACGAUGAGGCGUCGUAGGCGCUCGGGGGGUGGUCUCCGCACACCAACGUGUGUCUGCGUUGUGUAAUUCCGCUAAAAACCUCGUUAGUUUUCCAACGGGUGAAUUGUUUUACGUUCUACUCCCACGCGCGGGUUUCGGGUCUGGAGGCUGCGGUGGAUAAUGAGGAUCUUCCCAUCCUGAGCAAGUUACGUUCGCAUUUUAUCUCCGUAGUGUCAUAAAACCUCACGGUUGUUGUUUCUUUACCAAAAAGCGAGUAGAAAAAUAACCUAUAGAGACUGUUGUUUGGUAAGUGACUUGCAAAACAGCUUUAAAAAUGGGGAUUGUGGUAAAAAACCCCAUGGAAGGUGCUGUAGGGCUACAGAGCAGCUGUGACAAUGACAACAGGGACAGAGACCCUAUGAGAAGCCGGUCAAGGGGCCGGACACUAAGCCCUGAGACAUUUCUCAUGUUAUGCUGCCAAAAAUGCCCAUUUUGGACAAAAAUCUCAUUUACGGAUCCUGCCGCGCUCACCCUGUGCUCCCCAUAACCAAGGGGAUGGGAAAAGUGGGGAAAAUUGGGGAAAAGGACCAAUAAUUGGCUAUUCUUUGGUCCCCCACAUUCCGUGCUGUCUCACCAGGGGAUGAGCGGAGGAUCCAUGCAGGAUCUACACAUUGAGGACAGACAGAGCUGUCUGUCCGGCUUGUUCGACUUGUUUUCUCCCUUAAUCCUCCUGUAUUCACCCGGUAAGUCCAACAGGUAGAGGAGGGAAGGAGGAGGGACACAAACAGCAGAAUAACCCAUCAGGAUGCUCCAAGCACAUGGACACCGCGCAAAAUGCCACGAAUCAAACCCAAAAGCACCUUCGGGUGGCGCAGCGGCCGGAGGAGCGGUCGCUAACGAGGCAAUAUCGCAUUUUGAGAUGAUAUUACCUUUCCGUGGUGCAACGGCAGCGGUCGGCACAGCCGCGUUUAAUAAAAUAAGCCAGAAAUCACAAAUUUGGAGCGAUGGGAGGGAGGGAAAAGGCGACAUUGUCACCCGUCAUGAACUGUUGGCCGGGUGCUGCUUCUCCCCACGGAACUUCGAUGCUCGAUAGAAGGAAACUCUCCACCUGUAUUUAUGUCGUUGAUUAUUAAUCGUGGACUUUUACCAGCCUUACCUUUAUUUUGUUUUGGUUUUAACCAUCAUAUUCUUCUCCGUUCGAAACUCUUUCCUUACGAUUAAUAAAGCUAAUUAAGGAGC